CUUCUACGAAGAAAACCAAUCCUCCCCGAUAGCCGAAGCCGAAGCCGAAGCCGCCCUGCUCUGACACCUCGAUUCACCCCGCCUCGCCGCCGGCCACCGCCGCCGCAGAUCAGGCGGCUCCAGCGGGCGGUAGGGCUCCUCCUGUAGGAGGAGUUGGUGGGUACCGUCGCGUUCUUCUUUCCCCUAGCUAGGUCUCGCCAGAAGGAGGAGGAGGCGGUGGCUGCGGCGCGGUCGCCAUGGAGGCAUACAAGCUCUGGGUGCGCAAGAACCGGGACCUCGUCCGCUCCCUCGAGUCGUUGGCCAAUGGGCUAACGUGGAUACUUCCUGAGCGCUUUGCCAACUCUGAGAUCGCACCAGAAGCAGUAUAUGCAUUUCUGGGUAUCGUGAGUUCUGUCAAUCAGCACAUAAUUGAAACGCCAACUGAUGGUCAGACAUUGGCCUCCAAAGAGCAAUCUAUCCCAUGGUCCCUUGUUGUCUCAGUACUUAAGGAUAUUGAGGCAGUUGUUGAGGUGGCUGCCCAGCACUUUGUUGGAGAUGAUCGCAAAUGGAGCUUUCUUGCUGUUACAGAAGCUGUGAAAGCAGGUGUCAGGUUAGCUGCUUUCGGGGAGAGUGGCUACAAGAUGCUCUUACAAGGAGGAGAGGUGGCAAAUGAAGAGGAGAUUAAUAUUCUUGAUGAAAAUUUUGGAGCCAAAAGUAAUGGAGUACCAGUCAUUUAUCCGAUGAAUGGCCAUUUCCAAAAUGGUCAUGGGGUUGCAUCUAAUGGUCUUGAUGGAAAGGCUGGAUUUGUAUCAAAGAGUCUGGAGGGAAGAGCUGUAGCUGCUCUUAACAAGUUUGGCCAGAAUGCAAAGAUGACGUCAGAUCCCAUGUGGAUGAAGAAGGCUCUGCCUCCUCCUGAUCCUCCUGCGAUGGUGGUUGAGAAGCCAACUUUGGCAAGUAUUUGGUCUGCUAAAGGAAUUUCAGGGCGGUUAUUUUUGUUAGGAGAAGUUGUCCACAUAUUCAGACCACUGCUAUACGUACUUUUGAUCAAAAAAUUUGGAAUCAAAUCAUGGACCCCAUGGUUAGUGUCAUUAGCUGUGGAGAUCACAAGUCUUGGCAUCCAUUCACGUGCAACUGAUCUUCAUCAAAGAGGGGGAAAAGUUCAUCAGCUCUCAUCUGCUGAGAGGGACGAGUUGAAAAGGCGAAAGAUGAUGUGGGCCCUUUAUGUCAUGAGAGAUCCAUUCUUUACCAGAUACACCAAGCGCCAUCUCCAGAAGGCUGAGAAAGUGUUGGAUCCAGUGCCUCUUAUUGGUUUCCUUACAGGCAAACUCGUAGAGCUAGUGGAGGGGGCUCAGACACGAUAUACAUACACAUCGGGCUCAUAAGGAUAAUGGACAAGCAGGCAGAUGUCAUGUCUGAGAGUUUCCUUAACGAUUUGCCAUGAUUAACCUUUUGUGGUUCAUGUGAUCUGGUUGAUGGGUUUUGUUUUGAGCUUGAUCCUAAUCCUAUCUGUACAUGCCAUUUCCUUAGCAAGAUUUGGCAUUCCUACCUGAUGUCUUGGGGCUGCAAAGCUGUUGCGGCCACUGUAAACUCUCCUCUCUCCUCUGGUGGCAGCUCAGCUGAGAAUCUAACUAUACUAUAGUAUAUCGGUGUAAUAUUAAGAAUAGGCACAUCAUCCCUGCAACGAUACCGUGUAUUUAUUUACCAAUUACCAUGCAGGACAUACUGGAACCCAGAACAAGUCCAAGAGAAAAUUGCUUGGGUUUUUCAUGAUUCUGUUGAUUCUGUGUUGCAA
Molecule: messenger RNA, 1771 nt
Organism: Oryza sativa Japonica Group (Japanese rice)
Lineage: Eukaryota; Viridiplantae; Streptophyta; Magnoliopsida; Poales; Poaceae
Source: RefSeq, a predicted model, not a curated record